Camellia sinensis is the source of this 1288-nucleotide messenger RNA. The record is from RefSeq and is a predicted model, not a curated record. NCBI's taxonomy places the organism in Eukaryota, Viridiplantae, Streptophyta, Magnoliopsida, Ericales, Theaceae.
UGGGGGGUUGGUUGCACAAAAAACCGCAAAGGCAAUAAAUGUGAACAACGCGUAUUUCCCUCUCUCUCUCUCUCUCUCUCUGCCCUUUUUAAGCCCGCCUCCUCAUACGUUCCACCCUUCAAGCCAAUCCCCCACAUUCACUCUCUGUCUCUCUCUCUCUCUCUCUCUCUCCACCACAUUUGAGAAAUCAGUUGAAAAAAAUUCAAUCCAAAGGUAUGCACCAGAGUGAUGAUCUUUGACAUUUUUGGAAGUUGAAUUUUGGUUUAAAAUACACAUAUACGUAUUUACACAUUUUUACGUAUAUUUUUGUAUCAAUAAAAUCAAGAUUUUGUAGAUUUCGAUCGAGUAUUGUACACUUCAUGUUCGUGUAUAUAUAUAUAUAUAUAUCUUUCGAUACGUUUCUCAGAAACUGAAUUUUACAUCUUUAUAGGCAGCUUUCCCUCGAGCCGCAGGGAAUUCUCGUUGAAUUCUCGCCUUCGGACCGCAAUCUGACAUCUAUGGCAUCGUCUUCAAUCUCGAAUCCCGAAGGCAAUUCGAAUCGAUUACGAGAAUUGAAGCCCGAAAAGCGAAGAAAAAUAGGGAUUGAAAAUCAAAUCGAAGUGGUCAAGGUCGAUAAAAAAGCAUGGAACACCGAGUCCGAGCAACAGAUCUACUCCGUGAAGCUUCUCGAAGCUCUCCGUCAAGUUCGCCGGAAUUCGUCUUCUCCGGCGACUUCUGCUCCGGUCGGCGGCCGCGCCAUUCGAGAAACGGCGGACCGAGUCUUGGCCGCCGCCGCCAAGGGGAGAACUCGGUGGAGCAAAGCGAUUCUCACGAGUCGACUCAGGAUGAAACUCAAUAGUAAUAGGCAUAAGAAGCUGAGGAAACUGAAAGUGACUGGCGAUAUCCGGUCAAAGAUGCCGGUGGCGAGGAAGAAGUUAACGGCUUUGCAGCGAAAAGUGCGGUUUCUUGGCCGGUUAGUCCCCGGUUGCCGGAAACUCUCGUUCCCGAACCUUCUAGAAGAAACCACGGACUACAUCGCUGCCCUGGAGAUGCAAGUCCGAGCCAUGACUACCCUCGCUGUGCUCCUCACCGGCGCCGAAAACUUAGAUCGGCAUGGCUCCAGUCUAUCCCAGCCUUAGCACAUGUUAUGCCAAUCUAUUUUUACCUUUUUUAAUCUUCAAUUUUUAGAUUUUUUUGACUUGUUAAAUUUACUGCAUUUUGUUGUAUACAUAGAAAUUGGUGCAGCUUGGUGUAACUGUUAAAAUAGAUUAUAACUUAUAACUUAAUAGAUUACAUAUUAUGAUUUUAA